AUGAACGCCCUCACCACGACUCGAUUUCUGCGUCAAGCAGGACGCUGUACACGAGGAUCCCAGCUUCAGCUUCAGCUUCGAGCCGUGUCGACGCUCAGUAACAACUCUCACAUUUUCGUCUUCCAAGACCCCGAUGCUCCCUCCGCUCACCUGCUCUCCCUUCUGCCUUCAGACCCGCCGACACCCUCACUCGCAAUCGGCACCACCACCAAACUACCGCCGACGCCGGCCUCAUUCACAGAAAACCCCAAGUUCCUUCCCAUCCUACACGCAGUCAUGGCCGAGAACGCGGCAUCAGAUCCCGCCGUCCAGGCACAGGCCGCGGUUAUGAUUUCGGCGUCGGGCACCUCCUUGUUCCAGGCGGCGCGGCGCCAGCGCGGCGACACCAACGCCAGUGCCAGCGCCGCCAGGGGGGGUUGGGUCCACGUCUCGGACGGGCGGCGAGCUCCCGAAUACGGCCGCAUUGCUGAGCCGGAGGAUAUUUUCGGCAGUGUCGAGGUCGAUGGGGACGGCACUUUUGUCGACGGCCAUGGCAGAUAUCAGCCUAGUGGGACCUAUCGGAUCUGUACGAAUGAUGGGAUUCUGGGCUUGACGGAGUUCAUGAGGGACAGGUUGGUGCAGCGGUUGAAGGUCCAAGAGUCUGCCGAGAAAAAUCAUAAGACGUGA
This is a messenger RNA of Capronia epimyces CBS 606.96, 666 nucleotides long. RefSeq lists its product as uncharacterized. Bases 1 to 666 code for a protein of 221 amino acids. The record is from RefSeq and is a predicted model, not a curated record. NCBI's taxonomy places the organism in Eukaryota, Fungi, Ascomycota, Eurotiomycetes, Chaetothyriales, Herpotrichiellaceae. The transcript has 2 exons.